Lactuca virosa is the source of this 309-nucleotide messenger RNA. Lineage: Eukaryota; Viridiplantae; Streptophyta; Magnoliopsida; Asterales; Asteraceae. The record is from the annotation of a GenBank genome assembly.
AUGAACAAAGAGGAUGAGUUUAUCAACACGCUAGAUAAGUGUGAGGAAAUUUUCCUGAAUAUAUUACUUAAUGAUGUUACCCUACGUAAUGCUAGUAUGUCUGCUGAAAUGAGAGCACGAGUAUACCAUGAAAAUGACUGGGAAAGUGAUGAUGAUGUUGGGGAAGAAGGAAAACCUAAGUACAUGGUUCAUGAACCAAACAUCAUAUGGGACAAGAUGGAACUAAAUCUUGGUGAUAUAUUGGAAUCCCCUAAGCAACUAAAAUUUUGUAUUGCAAAUUAUGUUGUGUCUCAUAGGUAUCAGAUAUAG